AUGGAGAAGCAGCAAGAAGCAGCAGCAGCAGAAGAUGCGCUUAAAGACAAAGCUAAAGAAUUGCUUACGCUCGCCAGACUUACAGGAACACUCAGCACUCAUACACCCGGUGCAUGCACCAAAUGCAAUCAAGUGGGUCAUUUGUCUUUUCAAUGCCGAAACGACAUUCGGCUGGUGGAUCCGCAGAAAACGGAGACCCUCAACAGAACUCUCAAGAUGAAAGAAGAAGAAGAAGACGAUGAGCGUUUGCGUCGCGCCUUGGGGAUCGGCAGCGAUGAUGAGGGCCCACCGCCUCUGGGGGUACGGAGGAAGCGCAGCAGAAGCAGCAGCAGCAGCAGCAGCAGCAGCAGCAGCAGCAGCGAUGACGAGCGGCGGAAGAAGAAGAAGAAGAAAUCGAAGAAGCAAAAGAAAGACAAGAAGAAUAAACACAAAAAGUCUCACAAGAAGAAGCGCAGCCAUUGA
This is a messenger RNA of Eimeria acervulina, 462 nucleotides long. Its product is annotated as zinc knuckle domain-containing protein, putative. The record is from RefSeq and is a predicted model, not a curated record. NCBI's taxonomy places the organism in Eukaryota, Apicomplexa, Conoidasida, Eucoccidiorida, Eimeriidae. The coding region runs from base 1 to 462 and encodes 153 amino acids. The transcript is spliced from 5 exons. Gene Ontology annotation, molecular function: nucleic acid binding; zinc ion binding.